CUUCCGGUUUACCGUACCACGUGGGUAUCCCCAUGUCAUCUGCCCUUGACUAGCAUUUCUCUGGCUCUAUAAUGUCUGUGACCAAGACAACAGGGGCGAAAACCAUCGAUAUAGUAAAGAAUCUACCUCGAAUUACACUCGCGAACCUUCGACCAAAUCCGGGUGCAAAGAAAGAUGAGAAGCGCAGAGGUCGCGGGAUUCACGGAGGCAACAGAAGCGGACGUGGGCAUAAAGGUGAACGGCAGCGUGGCAAUCGACCGCGACUGGGCUUUGAGGGCGGACAGACCCCGUUCUAUCUGAUCAUCCCGAAAUACGGCUACAAUGCCAAUCACAGCCGUCGGCCGCAGUUUCCUCCGCUAUCCCUGCGCAGACUCCAGUACCUCAUAGAUUUGGGUCGCGUCGACCCUACGCAACCCAUCGAUCUGACCCAACUCGUCAACGGCCGAGGGGUUACGAUCCAGCCUCUGAAACGAGACUAUGGCGUUCAGCUCAUUGAUGAGGGUGCUGAUGUAUUUUGUGCAAAAGUAAACCUGGAGGUCCAGGUUGCCUCGGAGAAAGCCAUUGCUGCCGUUGAGCGAAAUGGGGGUGUGAUCACAACCAGCUACUACGAUCCCCGCAGCCUCCAGGUCCUCAUCAAACCAGUGCCCUUCCUCAUGUCCGGCGAGCCCAUACCCAAACGCCUGCUGCCCGGUGAAGACCUUCUUCCGUAUUACACAGACGCCAAUAACCGUGGAUAUCUCGCAGACCCAGAUCAAGUCCAAGCUGCACGGCUGCAUCUGGCUAAAAAGUAUGGCUACACCUUACCUGACAUCACGACGGAUAAACUUUUUGAGAUGCUGGUCCAAAGGAAGGAUCCUCGUCAGAUCUUUUUUGGGUUAUCACCUGGAUGGGUGGUUAACAUGGCAGACAAGAAGAUCCUCAAACCCACUGAUGAAAAAGUCUUGCACUAUUACGGAUCUUAAAGUCUUCAUUCGAUGUGGAUGUCUGUGUAUAUAAAGUGAACGUGGAAGAACUGAUUAAAUUCAAUGUCUGGAAUAAAAAGCUGAUUCCACA
Messenger RNA from Megalobrama amblycephala (Wuchang bream), 1053 nucleotides. It is a transcript of the gene mrpl15, whose product is annotated as mitochondrial ribosomal protein L15. Lineage: Eukaryota; Metazoa; Chordata; Actinopteri; Cypriniformes; Xenocyprididae. Gene Ontology annotation, molecular function: structural constituent of ribosome. The transcript has 5 exons. Gene Ontology annotation, cellular component: mitochondrial large ribosomal subunit. The record is from RefSeq and is a predicted model, not a curated record. Bases 72 to 962 code for a protein of 296 amino acids. Gene Ontology annotation, biological process: translation.